AUGGAGGUUGAACCAGAAGCACCAGAGCGUGUGCUGGACAUUCUCAUAUAUUUGGACGCCAAUGAGGUGCCUGAAGACUUGUGGGAAGCAAAAAUUAGGAACAGAGCAGCACGAUACACUAUGGUCGAUGACAUCCUGUAUAGAAGGGGGUAUUCCACACCCCUUUUGAGGUGCACCUUGUUCGAGGAGGCCCAAUACGUAUUAGCAGUGAUGCAGGUAGGGUACUACUGGUCGCCCACCCUUAAGGAUGCCGACGAAUACGUGUGCAAGUGCACAAAGUGCCAAGAGUAUUCUAGAGUACCCCAUCACCCAUUGGAAGAACUGAUAUUGAUCACCAUGUCUUGGUGGGUCCCCUCCCCCUAG
This is a messenger RNA of Carya illinoinensis, 363 nucleotides long. RefSeq lists its product as uncharacterized. NCBI's taxonomy places the organism in Eukaryota, Viridiplantae, Streptophyta, Magnoliopsida, Fagales, Juglandaceae. Bases 1 to 363 code for a protein of 120 amino acids. The transcript has a single exon. The record is from RefSeq and is a predicted model, not a curated record.